Molecule: messenger RNA, 1328 nt
Organism: Psylliodes chrysocephalus
Lineage: Eukaryota; Metazoa; Arthropoda; Insecta; Coleoptera; Chrysomelidae
Source: the annotation of a GenBank genome assembly
UGUACAACGAACGACAAUCAUCAAACUAUAGUGAUUUUUAGUGCAAUGAAAUUAAUUAUUCUCACCCUACUGGUAGGGGCGGCUAUUCUACCUCUGUGCCAUCCAUUAGAGAUACCAGAGGGAGAUAGACCAAAACGAUCCCUACUUAGAGAUAUCGAUAAUGAUCUUACUGGUUCCGAAAAAAUCUCCAAGAGAUCCUUAUUUAGAGACAGUGAAAACUAUUUAACCGGUGGUGAAAAAAUCUCGAAGAGAUCCUUAUUCACAGACAGUGACAACUAUCUGCCUAGUGCAGAAAAGAUUUCUAAAAGAUCCCUAUUCACAGAAAACGCUGUUGAUCUUCCUGGCGUAGAAAAAAUCUCAAAAAGAUCAGCCGACAGAGCAGAAAGAAGUUUAUACAGUGACAAUUUCAUGAGUUUGACUGGUCUCGAGAAAAUCUCCAAACGUUCAGCUGAUAAUGAAGAUGACAUGGAUACUGCCCCGCAAUAUUGGUUGCCGUUAUUCGCACAAAGGGCUCUGAGGAACAAAAGAGGAGUAGAUGACUCUGAAAUUCAAGACGAAGCAGAAUCUGGUAGGAAUAAAAGAAAUAUUGGAUUCCUUCCAUCUUUUAGCAGAAAAGGUUUCAGAAGAAGUAGAAGAGAAGUUGAUUUAGUUGAUGAAACAGAUGCAGACGUUGAAGCUAGCAGAUCUAAGAGAAAUAUUGGUUUCCUUCCUUCUUUUAGCAGAAAAGGUUUCAGAAGAAGUAGGAGAGAAGCCGAUUUAAUUGAUGAAACAGAUGCAGACAUAGAAGCCAGCAGGUCUAAAAGAAAUAUUGGUUUCCUUCCAUCAUUUAGCAGAAAAGGUUUCAGAAGAAGCAGGAGAGAAGCUGACUUAUUCGAUGAAGUAGAUGCAGAUGAAGAAGCUAGUAGGUCUAAAAGAAAUAUUGGUUUUCUACCCUCAUUUAGUAGGAAGGGAUUUAGAAGAAGCAGGAGAGACGUAGAUUUCGAUGAAGAUGCAGUAGAUGGUUUUGAAGCCAGCUCUUAAAUCAUUUUUGAACAAAAAGUUGUAUAUUUAUCAACAAAAAUUAUGUAAAUAAAUGGUGAAAUGUUACUGGGCUUACUUAAAUUGUUGUAUUUAUUGUAAAUUAAUAGGGUUAAUGAUAGUUAAACAUAUAUGUAUAAAUAUUGUUUUUAUAAAUAAACCUAUCAGUAUUAAUAGAAUGGGUUUUGCUGGUGUAUUAUAUUUAUUAAACAUAAUAAUUACAAAGUUUUUUAUUUUUAAAAGCUUGAUAACUGGAUAAGUAAUAGUUAUUUGAUGUAUUGAGAUAAAAUUUAUAACCAUCAAAAUUAAAU